AACCUUGUAUAUUUAUGGCUGCUUCAAUCUCUCUGACUCUCACUCUGCGUCGAGUACCCACCACCAUGACUUAAAAACAAAUUGUGUCUCUUUGUCUGCGUUUCUCUUACUUUGCUUUAUGUAGUACUACAACACUCAACUAAUUCACUCUCAAAACCUCUUCUUCAACUCCCAAUUUCAUCUCCAUCUGAACCUCUCCAUAAAUCCAUUUUUACGCAUGCCAGACAGGAAGGUUGAAAUGUGAUACCGGUGAACAUCACAUGGUUUAAUUAUUUAAUAAUAAAAAACAGGUUAAAAUCAACAUUGGUGACAUCCAACAUCGAUUCUUUUGUCGGUGUUUCAUAUUGUCAACGAAAGUUUCGACCGUGUUAUUCUAAAUCCUAUUUCCAAUAUGGGAUCACCAAUGUUUAAUUUGGAAUGUGAAAAAGAUUCAGAAAUGAGUAGCAAAGCUUUUUCUGACACGGCCAAGGACAGUGGUACAACCUCCUGCCUAACGAACUCAAUAAAAGCAAAUCAUGAUCAAGGUUUAGUUUCCCUUGACUUGACUCUUCAUUUUAACUCAAAUGAUAUCGACGCAAAAGGAAGUGGGGAGACUAGUAGUGAUGUAGUUGGUCAUAUUUCGGGCCCAACAAGCCUGAGGAUAUUUUCAUGCAAUUACUGUCAGCGUAAAUUCUUCAGCUCACAGGCCCUAGGCGGCCAUCAAAAUGCUCAUAAGAGGGAGAGGACAAUGGCAAAGCGAGCGAUGCGAAUGGGUAUGUUCUCGAACAGAUAUACCAGCUUAGCUUCACUGCCACUACACGGUUCUGCAUAUCGAUCGCUUGGGAUCGAAGCUCAUGCUGCAGUGCACCGUAAAAUCUUACCUGGAGAACGGCCAUUUAGUGCUAGACCUGGAGCCAUGAUUGAUCAAGGCUACAUUGGAAUGCAAUAUUUUGUGGAAGAGGAUGAUGUUGGGCCAUUUUGGCCAGGGAGUUUUCGACGAGUAAAUGGCGAAUUCAUUGAUUCUACGGCUCGGGAAGCAUCUGAAAUUCCAAGUCUGAACUCAGAUACGAGAAUGGCACCAUCAACAACGAGUACUUCUUCACCUGAUCUUACAUUGAGACUUUAGCAUUAUUAUAUUAAUCUUCAAUUUUUGUUAUUUUCCACAUAUCUUCACCAUGGCUGUUAAUUAUGUAAAGUGAGGUGCCUGCAAGCGUUUUAUUAAAUCAUCAAAUAAAACUUCAAUCCCAAUUCUUCUUUGUCUAA
This is a messenger RNA of Cucumis sativus (cucumber), 1242 nucleotides long. RefSeq names its product zinc finger protein 4-like. The transcript has 3 exons. NCBI's taxonomy places the organism in Eukaryota, Viridiplantae, Streptophyta, Magnoliopsida, Cucurbitales, Cucurbitaceae. The record is from RefSeq and is a predicted model, not a curated record. The coding region runs from base 392 to 1105 and encodes 237 amino acids. Gene Ontology annotation, biological process: negative regulation of abscisic acid-activated signaling pathway.